AUCACUGUGCGGUGGUGACGUGUGGCGUCUGGGAGCUGUCCCAGGAAUCAUGGUGCUGAAGCUGCAGCACCAGUUCAGCAGCCAAUGAUCACAGGAGAAUCCGGGGCUACGGAUGCUUUCACCCGGAGCAGGACAGUCCGACCAUCGCGUUGGAUUUAAACGGACGGAUUUAAACCCUCCUGCUUGCUCCUCGGACAUGGAAAUUCGAUAAUUAGGGAUGUAAACCUCACUGAGACUUGCCAGCGACCUGCAGUCUGGCUGAAAAUCUAUGGGAAAAAAAAAUCCCGAAACUGUGAGUCGUGUAGAAAUCGGUGUAGCUCGCCAGGUAAGACAGAUUUUUUCGCUUCCCUAACAUGGCACGCCAUCGAUCGACUUAACGUGCUGUGAAAAGCUUACAGGACGUCGACAGCUCUACCGGUUUUAAAGCGUGGCUUUCGUUGUUGUUGCUGGAUUUUAUUUUUUUUAUUUUUUAUUUUAAGAUUGAGCGCUGACAUUUUGUUCUCUAUCUCAGUUCUUUGUACCAAAGGCAGAUUUAAAUCUUGGUCUCUGCACACGUCGCGAAUCCGGAGGGAGAAGCCCGUCGAGAUAGUUUAUGUUGUAGAGAGCAGGCAGACUAUUAAGGCCAUGAAAUGACAGUGGACAGUGAGUGAGCGGGCCAUAACCUUAUUACUUGAAUGCAUAUUCCUAUCAGUCUCGUAUUUGACUUUCCUCUAAUAGCCGUUUCAUUCAUUGAACUUGGGCUAAUGGCUUCAGACACUUGUUUGCAUAGGACGGAUUUUUUUGCAUUUUAUAUCCACACCCUCGUGGGAAGACAAUAAAAAGCACCCAACCUAAAUAAAGUGGAUUUAAAAAAACAAACAAAAAAAUCUUAAAAGGCUGCUUUGAAACCAAACAAGCGCUGGAAGACGCACCUCAGCCCCCACUAUCCCAUCCCACCACAUAUGAAGAAGUGUUUGCUUAUGACGGGGACGCAUAGAGUACAUACUGUUUUCUUCCAGCACCUUUGGAUGGUGCUGUGAGUUUCUGGCCGGAGACAGCCUGAUGCUGCGCAGACAGGGCAUGCUGAAGAGCCGCUGUUGCGUCUUGCUUGGUGACCUGAGGGUGCUCCUGCUCGGGCCACCGGCGCCGCCGACACCGCUUCCUCCGCUGACCCCCAUGAGCGGCCAGGCUUCGGAAAGCCAUGAAACAAGCGUCACCGUCCCCGAGAACAACAACACGUUAACGCGGAGCCACCAGCACCCCGGGGACCGAACUGCCCAGCCUGCUGCGGGAGCCACCGGGCCACCGGGUGCAGAGCGGCCGGUGGCGGGCUGGGUCGAUGCUGCAGAGCUGUCGGCGGCCCUGCGCGGCUGCAGCAGCUCCUCCGAUGACUGCUCAAAGGGCAAACUGGAGGAGAGGUUCUCUCUCACAAGCUACACGGAAAGUGGCUUCAGGACGCCUGUGUGCAGGAUCUGCUUCCAGGGACCAGAGCAUGGGGAGCUCUUGAGCCCAUGCCGGUGCAGCGGGUCAGUGCGCUGCACCCACCAGCCCUGCCUCAUCAAAUGGAUCAGUGAGAGAGGCUCCUGGGCCUGUGAACUCUGCUACUACAAAUAUCAGGUCAUUGCCAUCAGCACCAAGAACCCCCUACAGUGGCAGGCUAUCUCCCUGACAGUGAUAGAGAAGGUGCAGAUAGCAGCAGCUAUCUUGGGCUCCCUCUUCCUGAUGGCCAGCAUCUCUUGGCUGGUGUGGUCGUCUUUUAGCCCGUCAGCCCGCUGGCAGCGUCAAGAUCUGCUUUUCCAGAUCUGCUACGGCAUGUACGGCUUCAUGGAUGUCGUCUGCAUCGCAUUAAUUGUCCACGAGGGACCUUCUGUGUUUCGCAUCUUCCACCGCUGGCAGGCCGUGAACCAGCAGUGGAAGGUUCUGAACUAUGAUAAAUCGAUGGACAGCGACGACCUGAAGGACGCCGCUGUAGACAGGACUCUAUCUCAGCCCACCCAGGGCUACCAGACUGGGAUAGGAGUAUCCACCUCCACCUCCUCGCUGAUGGUGGUGGCCUCCACUGCCGCCGGCUCCACCUCCACGACCGUGGUGACGGCCGCCGGAGGAGUGGGAACACACGUGGACCCCAACAGCGGCAGCGCAGUGCCAGACCAACACUGUCCAUACAACAUCCUCCACCUGCUCAGCCACCUGAGGCAGCCGGAGGCCCGAAGCCAACCCAGCAAUAGCACAAGAGAGCUGGUCAUGAGGGUUACUACAGUCUGAAGAGUCAGUUGAGGCCUUAUCUCACACGAAGGGGAGAGAUUUUUGAACCAGCUGACAGCUGAAGAAAAGAUCCUGUCUUAACUGCACUGGAUUAAUAUCAACACGAUCUUGUUUGUUUGAAAAUGCAUCUCUGAUGUCCUUACAUUGAUUGAAUAAAAGUCAAAGUUGUUUGAUUUGCAGAA
Messenger RNA from Oreochromis niloticus (Nile tilapia), 2426 nucleotides. It is a transcript of the gene marchf4b, whose product is annotated as membrane associated ring-CH-type finger 4b. The transcript is spliced from 4 exons. Gene Ontology annotation, molecular function: ubiquitin-protein transferase activity; zinc ion binding. Gene Ontology annotation, biological process: protein ubiquitination. The record is from RefSeq and is a predicted model, not a curated record. The coding region runs from base 1042 to 2244 and encodes 400 amino acids. Lineage: Eukaryota; Metazoa; Chordata; Actinopteri; Cichliformes; Cichlidae.